AUGAGCUUCUCACUCACAUUCUCCGAGCUGGUCAACAUCGCCAUCCCACAGUGUGGUGUGGUGAACUUCAAGGCCAUGCACCUUCUGCUCCAUGGCAUCCUGGAGCACAUCCAAAUGGCUGAGCUCAAGAAGGUCCUCUCGGGAGAUGAGGACUUCCUCCAGUCCUCACAGGCUGUGUUCAUGCCCCGGGAAGGAGAUGCUCAGCCCAUCCUCAACCCCAUGAAGAGGCUGAGCAACGUCUUUGACCACAUGGUGAGCCGCAUGGACAAGAUGGAGAGCCAGCUGGCCACGCUGCAGGAAAUGCCCUCUACGGCUGAGCUAGUGGAAGCCAGCCAGGGGGCCUGCCGGCCAGCCCAGGAACUAUGGCAGCUGAUAAAGCUCCGGAAGUUGGUGGAAGGCAAUGAAGAAGCCACCGAAAAGUCCAUGAAGACCCUGCAGGAUUUGCUCACUGACAUUCACGCACUCAAGGCCACCACUGAAACCCUGCGGAAGGACGUGGACACGCUGAUGGACACGGUUAAUAAGAUACACCUGGAAAGAGUAACCACUUUUUUUGAUGAUUUGAAAGUGCAGAAUCGGAAGAUGAAUGCGCUGCAGCGGGACGUGGCUACUCUCCAGAACAAGAUUCUCACCAUCCCCAAAACUGAGGAGUUGGUACUCUGGAGUGGCCUCCACGAGGCUAUGUUCACUACUUCACUACAGCUGACGGAUUCUGAUCUGUGGCAGAUUACAGAUCAGCUCCAAGAGACUGACCUUCCCCAGACCACCACGUACCUUGAAAGUGUUGGUCCGAGCCAGGUCUCAGAGGCUGUCCAACUCCCCAAGCUCCUGGACACCGCUUGGCAUUACCAGGUCCCAGAGCAACUACAGGAGGAGGAGUCUGCCCAGGCAGUUUCACUCACUGGGGCCCAGGGGUUGGGGCAGCCUCAGCACAUUGGCUUCCAUUCAUGUCAAGGGCUGCCCGCGGACCUGGGCCUGCCCCUGGGCUUGAGCCUGCGUUCGGACCUGGGCCUGCCCCUGGACCUGGGCCUGCCCCUGGGCUUGAGCCUGCGUUCGGACCUGGGCCUGCCCCUGGACCUGGGCCUGCCCCUGGGCUUGAGCCUGCGUUCGGACCUGGGCCUGCCCCAAGCCCUCAGUUCGCACCACCGGGAUUCUGGCCUUUCAUGCCAGUCUCACCAUGCAGGGCUGCACGAGUUCCCAUUUGUCUCAGAAAGUAGGGAAGAAGAUCACUUACAUCACAAGAAAAUCCCUCAGGAUGAAGCCCGCAGAGCUGAGGCCCCUAAGGAAAUGCCUCCUAAGGACCCCCGUUCUGCCCUUCAGCAGAUGAAAACCACGGCUGCCGUUGCAGCUGCUGCCGCCGCCACCUAUGCAGCUGCUGCAACCUCAGCAGCCCGGGCAGCCAGGGUCGCUGCCAAGGUCGUCAAGGAUGCCCCCGCCACCAAACUGGCCACGGUAGCAACAACGGUGGCUGCAUCUGGGCCCCUAGGGGUCUUCGCAGAUGUCGUGGGCGCUGGGUCUUCCCGUGGGGCCACAGGCACCGUGGCCUUCCCUAAAGACACUGAGAUGGAAGACUUGCACGAGGCGGACUACGACGACCUCUUGUCUUCUCCGUAUGCUUCUGUCUUCAUCACACCCGAUGCUACCCUCUCCCAGUCCAUGGUAGUGGCCAAACAAGCUAUGACCCCUGAAGACAAGAAGAGGGCCGUCAAGUAUUCCAUGAGCCACAUAGCCCAGAUACCUGUUCGACAUGACUCCCUGAAAGAAGAGUUUAUCCAGCUGUCAACCAACAUGGAACAGCGCAUAGGUUACCUAGCUAGUAUGGGAGCCUCUACCAAGAUUGAGACAACAGUGGACAUACUGCAAGAAAAGGUUAGCAGUCUCCAGAAGUCCAGGAUGCAGGAAGAGGAACUCGAGAGAAUUUGGGGCCACCAAAUAGCAGUGGUAAAGGAUCACUACGUCGUGCUGGACAGGGCAGUGGAACAAAUCCAUGCUCGCCUGGAUGAGUUAAAGAUUCUCCAAGCUCAAAUAAAAGACCUAGAAAUGCACAAGGCAGACAAAAAUUCGAUGGAGCAGGAGUUGAAAGAGAAAGCCGACAGGAGCACCCUGGCGGGCAAGGCAAGCAGGGUUGACCUGGAGGCGAUGACAAUGGAGAUGAACGAGAUGAUUCAGAGCAUGCUAUUCAGGGUCGUGUCCAAUGAGGAUGACUGGAAGAAGGCCAUGGAGCAGCUCAGCAAGGACCUGGGCACCAAACUGGUCCACGGGGAUUUGGAUGAUCUAAAGAAAGACAUAAAUGAGGUCGAGCAAUUAGUCAAGAAGCUGCUAAUCGAAGGCCUCCGAUUUGAUCCAGACAGCGCUGCUGGCUUUAGGAAGAAACUGUUUGAGCGGGUGAAAUGCAUUUCCUGCGACCGGCCCGUAGAGAUGAUGACUGGCCCACACCUCAUCACCAUCCGCAAAGCCCACCUGCUGUCUCGGCUUCGUCCAGCUAGUGCCAACAGCUACGAGUACCUCCAGCGACAACAGAUGAGGGAACAGCAGCAGCUACAGCAGCUUCAGGACCUUGGAGACAAGGAGGACUGGAGCGAUGGCCCUGGGAAUGACACCAACCGCAAGUUCAAGUCAUAUAACUUGUCAACACUCUACCCCUACGGGGACCCUGAGGUGUUGGACUAUGAUACUGCCGAGGUGGACAUCCUGGGAGUGGACGGGAUCCUGUACAAGGGCAGAAUGAACACCCAGGACGAGGCACGGCCACUGACCAGUGUGAAGGAGCCAGCUGCUGUGAAGGUUCCGCAUCCCCCGACUCGAAACCUGUAUGAGCGCUUUGGUGCCACCUACCCCUCCCUGCACCCCCGCACCAGCAUCCGCUCAGCCGCUUCCAGCCCCCACCCAGUGAUGCCAGCUCGGCCUCCGUCUACGCCUCCGCUGCCCCUGCUGCCACCGCUGAUGCCGUCCCUGCAGGACCCCUCGCAGGCCCUGGGGUCCACCAGGCACCCAAGGUCUCAGCGCCUCGAAUCCCGAGCCAGCACACGGCCCACCUAGGAGCCCGA
Molecule: messenger RNA, 3047 nt
Organism: Artibeus jamaicensis (Jamaican fruit-eating bat)
Lineage: Eukaryota; Metazoa; Chordata; Mammalia; Chiroptera; Phyllostomidae
Gene: CUNH16orf96
Product: chromosome unknown C16orf96 homolog
Exons: 18
Coding region: 1-3039 (1012 amino acids)
Source: RefSeq, a predicted model, not a curated record